Messenger RNA from Salvelinus sp. IW2-2015, 2195 nucleotides. RefSeq names its product transmembrane protein 178A. Gene Ontology annotation, cellular component: endoplasmic reticulum membrane. Gene Ontology annotation, biological process: negative regulation of osteoclast differentiation; regulation of cytosolic calcium ion concentration. NCBI's taxonomy places the organism in Eukaryota, Metazoa, Chordata, Actinopteri, Salmoniformes, Salmonidae. The record is from RefSeq and is a predicted model, not a curated record.
UCAUCGCGCGCUCUGUGCGCCGCACCUGUUUUAAUCCCGCAAGACUGGAAAUCGGAAAGGACAGCACACAGAGAGUCGGCCGCGCACAGGUUACAGAUAUACACACUCCUCAUCCCACAUUUAUAGGAUAUACUGAAGUCAGGGAGUCGACAAAGUGGGAGAGCAGGAACACUGGUCAGGUUAUUCUUGUGCCUACACCCAGCCGGAGAUGCCAGGACUUUACAGCCUUUUCGGCAUCAUGUAGGACAGGAUGAAGCCCUGCACACCCGUGUUGAUUAGGAGGAGGGAAGUGGACGGAGUGACAGAUGCUUCCUUGACCAACUCUUCAAAUGUUGAUGACCGAAGGAUGGAGAAACAGACCUUGGUGACAGCUAUCAGUUUGUCCAUGAGCCUGGCGUCACUGGUGCUUCUCAUCACCGCUAUCAUGACUGACCACUGGUACGAGACGGACACCACACGGCACAGGCAGAACUGCGACCAGUUCGGGCCGGACGCCAACGAACACAAGAACCGGUUGAUGCCCAUCUAUCACCUGCCCCUGAUGGACAGCAGCAAUCCUCGGAGGAACCAGGCGCUGCUCCGAGCGAUCCACGUCGGGAGUAGAGAGGAGCUCCUGGAAAACUGGAGGUCCAUUUUGGGAAUGGGAAUUUUAGAAACGGAAUGCGGGCGCCCUAUUUUCUCCACUUACUCUGGACUUUGGAGGAAAUGUUAUUAUCUAGGAAAGGACAAGGACAUCGACAACCUCAUAUCCAAGGGUAUAGCCCAGCGAUGCACCAUCAUCAAGUACCAUUUCUCCCAGCCCAUACGGCUCCGCAACAUCCCUCUCAACCUGACCCGCACCAUCCAGCAGGACGAGUGGCACCUCUUACACCUGCGGCGGAUCACAGCAGGGUUUCUAGGCAUGGCGGCAGCCGUUCUGUUGUGUGGCUGCAUCGUGGCGUCUGUCAGCUUCGCCUGGGAGAAGAGUCUCACUCAGCACGUCUCUGGGCUGCUCUUUCUCAUGGCAGGGAUCUUCAGCACCAUCUCCCUGUGUACCUACGCYGCCAACGUGUCCUACGACCUAGCCAGGGUCCCUCCCUUCAUCUACGGGCUGCCUGCUGACGUGGAGCAUGGCUACAGCUGGUCCAGCUUCUGUGCCUGGCUCAGUCUGGGGCUGACGGUGGCGUCUGGAUGCCUGUGCACCACCUUCCCCAUCCUCAGCUGUAGCAGCAGCAAAGCCCAGCAGGGCAAGGCUGCCCCCAACGCCGGUGUCUGACACACACCGUGUGGCGUUUUAUAUACACUUUGCUGUGUGUUACACACACACUGAGCUGCAGCAAGGGCUUGUAGGAAGAAAGAGUCUAAUGUCUGUGUCCGACACCCCCCUUUACUGUGUCGGACACCCCUCUUACUGCAUCUUUCACAUCAACUCUGAGCCGCAGCAACAGUCUGCUGACCAAGCCCAUCCCCAGACAUCUGGCUGACACUGCUGCAGCAGGCGCCUGGGACUAACAUMGACUCCUAUGUUUUCAGGGUGAAAACCCUUCUGUGCUUCUACUAGACCCUGCAUCUAAAUCUAGGUUACCUCCAUGGAGCAAAACAUCCUGGAAUUAUGGAAGUAUUGAACCAUCAAUGUUAGCUACACCCCUGCAUUCAGGCUUUGUCUGGGGCCUUAAUGCAAUUAUGUCUGUGAUUCAGCCUACUGCUACAUUUCCACAUUAUAUUUCCUAUGUGUGAUCAGAAUUCAGUGUCAUGCAAGUAACUGUCAAAUCACUGGUGGGAAAACAGAGGCCUUGACGUGUCAUCAAAUGAUAGAAAGUUAUUUGAAAGGAAAAAACUAUAGAAAAGAGGAUAGAAUUUAUAGAAAGAUGUGGCUCAAACUGACAUUGAUAUGUACUCUGACCAUAAUGGAUCAAGCAGAAUAUACUUAGAAUAGCAGAUUUCUAACCAAAAUUGUAAGCACAUCCAUCUGUGGAUAUUCAUUAAUCCUCUUAUCAAUGACACAUACCAAACCCCUGUGCAUACGCACCUAAAUCCAAGUCAACAUCCCCCCAUCAAUGGAUAUCAACCCUUGAUCCUCCCAGUGGAACCUAAGCUGAGUGUAUUUACCUUAGUCUCAGUGGAUGUAUUCUGUAAUCUAAUCCCAGACAGUGUAUAAUUGUUGGAUGUGAGUUGUGGUCUGAUUGGGUAAAUAGAGRUGCAGAAUUUCAGACUCC